Sclerotinia sclerotiorum 1980 UF-70 is the source of this 1242-nucleotide messenger RNA. RefSeq lists its product as hypothetical. The transcript is spliced from 3 exons. Lineage: Eukaryota; Fungi; Ascomycota; Leotiomycetes; Helotiales; Sclerotiniaceae. The record is from RefSeq and is a predicted model, not a curated record. The coding region runs from base 1 to 1242 and encodes 413 amino acids. Gene Ontology annotation, biological process: regulation of transcription by RNA polymerase II. Gene Ontology annotation, molecular function: DNA-binding transcription activator activity, RNA polymerase II-specific; zinc ion binding.
AUGUCGACCAAUACGGAAGCCGAUGCUAUGAAAGUUAGCCAGCGAAAGCGGAGAGUUCAUAAAAAAUCACGGAAAGGAUGUCGAAAUUGUAAAUUAAGGAGAGUCAAGUGCGACGAGGCAAGACCUAGUUGCUUAAAGUGUAGCGAUUACGGAUAUGCAUGUAAUUAUGACCCAAGAAUUCCGGAUUUGGAGAUAGCCUGUUCUGGAACAUCUUCAACCAUAAGAAUACCACAAAAACUUAGAGAAUCCUCCUGGCCUAUCACUCGCACUUCAAGUUCAGGGAAACCCAACAUCCCUACCACUUUAGAACCGUCUUUUUCUAUCGGCGAGGGCGUCUCGUUUUUUGAGUUGGAUAGACAGAGCCUCUAUCGAUUAGACCGCUUUCGACGUCGAACUGUCGGUUCAUUGGGGACACCAACUGGUGCCGGGGUGUUUGAAGAAUUUGCCAUCCCAAUGGCCUGCAAUUAUCCAUUCCUUAUGCAUACCCUUCAAUCUCUAACUGCCUGCCACGAUCGAUACCUUACUAUCCAGGAAGCAGGAUCAUCGCAGCGCACAUCAGCAGAAAUAUAUCACCUAGCUCGUGCCGCAUCUCUCUUUAAUCAGAAACUCUGCGGGCCCAUUGCAUACAGCGACAAGGAUGCUUUAUGGGCCACGGCGGCACUUCUUGGCAUCGUAGCUUUGUCAUCGAUCGAAGCUUCCUCGCCCUAUGAAGCAUGGCCACUUACUCCAUAUGCAGACAAUGACCUCGACUGGCUGCGUAUGAGCGAGUGUAAGACCGUUAUUUUUGAGCUCACAGAUCCGACGCGCGAAGAUAGCAUUUUUCAUGUCAUGUCUGUCGAGUAUGACAUGGUUCACUACAGAAGUGAUGAGAAACUUAAUCUUUCAUCCUUCCCCUCUCACUUUGUCGAACUCUUCGAUUUAGACGAGAAUUCUACCUCCAUGAACAAUGCAUAUUACUUGGCGAUUGUAUCUCUUGAGCGGAUUAUGAAAAUUGAGUGCAAUCGAUCAGCCCUAUUAUCUUUCUUCGGAUUCUUGACCACCAUGUCGGCACAAUUUAAAAUUCUCUUGAAAGCGAGAGAUCCUAGAGCCCUGAUUCUACUGGCACAUUGGUAUUUAAAAAUCCAGAAACUGGUCUGGUGGGUUGAACGCAGAGCGACUUUGGAGUGUCAGGCGAUAUGUAUAUAUCUGGAGAGACACAAUGGGGAGUACUUUGUCAUUCGACCAUUGGGUAGAAAGUAUUGA